Verticillium dahliae VdLs.17 is the source of this 447-nucleotide messenger RNA. RefSeq lists its product as uncharacterized. The record is from RefSeq and is a predicted model, not a curated record. NCBI's taxonomy places the organism in Eukaryota, Fungi, Ascomycota, Sordariomycetes, Glomerellales, Plectosphaerellaceae. The transcript is spliced from 2 exons. Bases 1 to 447 code for a protein of 148 amino acids.
AUGCUAUCGGCGGCAUGCAAUGUGCACCUGCGCAGCUGGUGGCUCCUGCUGCUGGUGCUGGUGCUGGUGCUGCUCCUGCUGCUUGCUGCCAGCACUUCCGGGCGACCAAUGCAGGUGCAUCGACUUUGCCCCGCACGUACCUCUCAGGUCUCUGCCAGGGUCCAGGUGGCGCCUGAGAGUAGCUCGGUCGCCUCGAACAGGCGCCUGGAUCGGGCUGUGGGGAGACUUGUCUGGUACCAGCGGGGAACCAGGCAGUCAUGCUCCAAGACACCGGACACCCCUCUUCAGGAGGUACCCACACCUCCCGUCAACACCGCCCAUAAUUCAUCCAUCACUCUACUGUAUGUCGGUACCAUCCAUUUCCAGGCCAUGGCAGGGCAGGCUGGGCUGGGCUGGGCGUGGACCCUUCGUGUUCCAUCACUGUGUCCCUUAUUUGAGUUCGCAUAG